This is a messenger RNA of Trypanosoma theileri, 1017 nucleotides long. RefSeq lists its product as uncharacterized. NCBI's taxonomy places the organism in Eukaryota, Euglenozoa, Kinetoplastea, Trypanosomatida, Trypanosomatidae. Bases 1 to 1017 code for a protein of 338 amino acids. The record is from RefSeq and is a predicted model, not a curated record. The transcript has a single exon.
AUGAAUAUACUACAUGCAGAGUCAGAGGGUCGGUUUGAGAUAAUUGCCGCACACGCUGCAGGUCUCACUACCAUUCUUAAAUCUCUCCAUAGUGAACUCAGUCGGCUUCUGAUGCUUACUAAUGUAGAGUUGAGGAUAUCGCAUGAACAUCUCGCUGAUGCCCGUCGCACGAUUCGUGCACUUCGCACAUCCACAGCGAACAGUAAUAACAAUAGUAACAAAAAAGAAAUAUCUCAAGAAAGAUUUCCAGAUGAGGCGAGAGUUCGAGAAGAAUUACGCCAACAGCGUGAGGAGAAUAAACGACUGUUAUUGGCAAUGAAAACACAAUUGCCAUUUGAUAAGAGUGUUGUAUUGGCGUUAGCAGAUUCUUAUGAAAAUGAGUUGGAACGAUUACGACGACAAAUUGGAAUGAUGAGAGAGAAUUAUAUCGAUAAUCAAAUAUCAGAUGCUUGGCUAAAGAAUGAAUUAGGUCAUAUGAAAAAAUCAGUUUCACCUUCAAAACAUACAGAUGUGAAAUUAAAUACUACAACUACUAAUGCUACUACUAAUAUUGAUGAGAAUAAUGAUUGUAUAGAUGUAUAUAAUACUUCACGACCAUCUUUUUAUCCCUUUAGAGGACGUUCUUCUAUGGAUCGAAACUCUAAAAGUGUUAGUUGUCCACGUAUUGACACAAGUCAUAGUCUUGAAAAAGAGAAAGUUAUCUGGCAAGAUUAUGUUUCUUUAAAGGUGACUCGCCAUUGGAGUAGAUUGUACUGUGUCCUUAGUCAAUCCGGAACUUUAUUAUUUUUUGAUAAUGCUGAUGAUGUCUCUCAGAGUCGCCAUAUUAUUUUUUUACAUUCAGUUAAACGUAUUAGACCAGUAUCGUCUCCUCCACAGUUAUUUGCAGUACAACUUGAGUAUAAUAAAGAAGCGGGAGGUUAUCAUGUUGAAAUUGCGUUUGCGGGAAAAACUGAACGCUCGCUAUGGAUGGUUUUACUACACAGUCAAUUGAAUUUGCGUGUGGAUAAUAAUCAUUAA